GAAUUAACGACUUAAAAUUCUAAUAAUAUGAUGAGUACAGUAUACUUGUUAUUCAUAUCACAGAGCAUGAUUUAUAUCAUCGUUACCUGCUUGAAAUGGAACGCAUACUACCUUAUUGAUUUUCCGCGGAAAGUGCGAAAUGUGAUUUUCAUGCGAAUGGAAAUAAAACAAACAAACUGAUUGUGUUGAGUUGUAUAUUUUUCGACAAAAUGUGAAGUAAUUACCAAAAUAUCAAUCGUAAAAUACCCCAGCAAGAUGUGCUCUACGUUUUUUAAAACUGUACUUUUUAUUAUUCUUAUUGAAGAAAAAUAUUUUACUGUAGAGUCUAGUGUAUCCUUUACAGGUUUUCAGCAAAAUAGAAGUUUGCACCAUUUACGUCGUUCGAGUGUUGACGAUGCCUUUUUCAAGAACCAGAAGUCUUCGUAUAGGUCUUUUCAGCCUGUUGCUGUGAAGUACCAUAAGACAACAUAUCCCCGAGCGGAUGAUAAGCCCGACUAUGAUAUUACGUCGUACGACUCUGAAUAUGGUGGAGUANGUGGAGUGGUCUCCAAUUUUACGUCUUCCAUUUAUGAUGAUAAUCCGCCACUGUACCCAAACCCCGAAUUCGUUUCCCGGAGUAACCAAGUGAGCAAGACCGAAACUAAGCAAGCGGAGGCAGAAGUGGACUUGCCUGAUGACUCGCUGGCUGACGCGGACCUCAACGAGCAUAACAUCAUCGACAGCGUGACCUACCUGUACGGGUUCAAUAGUUGCCAUGGCGUUAGGAACGAAUGGAUGAUAUUGAUCUUCAUAACGAGCGGCAUCGCCAUCAUCCUGCUCAUCUCAGCAGUAAUGUGGCUGAUGUGGAGCGAGUACGCGGCGGAGUUCAGACGCAGCAGCAAGCUUUACCCGAUUAACAUCAACCUGUGCUGCUGCCUGAUAGCUUGCACGCUGAUUUACAUACAGGCUGUGGUGGGCGUCUCAUCCCCAUCACAAUGCGAAAGGAUCGCUCUACUGCUUCACUACACGCACGUAUCGUGUGCGAUGUGGAUCGUCGCUUUAGCAGCAGCUGUAGCCGAGUACUGCACUUGUGACACUCUUCUGCCGCUGAAAUACAACUAUUUACUGGCCUAUGGAGUACCCGCAUUGGUUGUCAUGUUCAACUACGCCUUAUCAAUGGAGCAUUACGAAAUCAAGCACUACUGCUGGAUGUCCAUCGAAAAAGGAAUGGUGAUGGGUUUCAUGGUGCCAGCUAUGAUCCUAAUCCUGAUCAACACUGCGAUCAUCAUUCUAGGACUUCAGAGCGUGAAUAAGAAGCAAGCUGAGAUGUUGACGGCCAAAAUACAGGAGCUUGUUGACCACCACAUAGCUAAUUGGCCUAAAAAUGAGCCCAUGGAGACUGUUAUUGAUAAUAGAAAUGGAAGUGUUGAUACCCUGGAUAUUUACACUCCAGGCAGUAGCAGGAAGAACACAGAUAGCUCGGAUACGCUAGAUCGGGAAUACAAUUACGAAGAUGACCAAUACGGCAACAAUGGCCAUGAAAACGACGGGAACGGAGACGGCGUAAAUGAAUCCGCCCACGCCAAGGCUAUACAAGACAAGGGUCUCCUAAACAUGCUAUACAUGGACAACCUCUCUUGGAAAUGGAGCUGGAACACCGAGGGCAACGAACUGAAGACUUACCUGAACCUCUGCUUAGUGCUGGAACCGUUCUUCGCUAUCAACUGGGUGAUGGGAGUGGUCGCCAUCGAGAACGCCACGCACUGGUCUACACCGACGAUUUAUUUGAUUCUCGUGGUUUCUAUGGUAAGUUUGAAAAUAUUUUUAUAGACCUUGCCUGUUU
Messenger RNA from Ostrinia furnacalis (Asian corn borer), 1822 nucleotides. Its product is annotated as adhesion G protein-coupled receptor L4-like. The transcript has 7 exons. NCBI's taxonomy places the organism in Eukaryota, Metazoa, Arthropoda, Insecta, Lepidoptera, Crambidae. The coding region runs from base 256 to 1809 and encodes 517 amino acids. Gene Ontology annotation, biological process: G protein-coupled receptor signaling pathway; cell surface receptor signaling pathway. Gene Ontology annotation, cellular component: membrane. The record is from RefSeq and is a predicted model, not a curated record. Gene Ontology annotation, molecular function: G protein-coupled receptor activity.